AUGGACUGGGGGCCCCGAAGAGCUCGGGGGUCGCUGGUGCUGCUGCUGCUGCUGCUGUGGCCGGUGCCGGGGCCCGGGGCUCUUCAAGGAGAUGUCCCUGGAGAGCCAGCUACCUUACACUGGGUCCUGGAUGGACAACCCUGUCACAAGGUCACCCUGGAGGAGUCGGUUUCAAAGCUAGACAUGAGGCUGGUGGCCUUGGAGGCUGAAGGCUGGGAGCUCCUGCUUGAGCUAGAGAAGAAACACAGGCUACUGGCUCCUGGAUACACAGAAACCCACUAUAACCCUGAUGGGCAGCCAGUGGUGCUGGUCCCCAAACACACGGAUCACUGCCACUACCAUGGGCGUGUGAGGGGCUACCCUGACUCCUGGGUAGUCCUCAGCACCUGCUCCGGGAUGAGCGGCCUGAUUGUGCUCAGCAGAAAUGCAAGCUAUUAUCUUCAUGCCUGGCCACCUGCCGUCUCCAAAGACCCCUGGACCUACAAGAUCUUCUGGACAGGGCAGCUGCUCAGUUGGAAAGGGGACUGUGGCCACAGGGACUCCAGUGACAAAAGGGACACUGCUGGCCUUCCUCGUGUCCCCCAGAGCAGGGAAAGGCGAGAGGCUCGCAGGAGCCCCAGGUACCUGGAGCUGUACAUGGUGGCGGACCACACCAUGUUCUUGGCCCAGCACCGGAACUUGAACAGCACCAAACAGCGUCUCCUAGAAGUCGUCAACUAUGUGGACCAGUUCCUCAGGACUCUGGACAUUCAAGUGGCUCUUACCGGCCUGGAAGUGUGGACGGAGCGGGACCUCAGCCGCGUCACGCCGGACGCGAACGCCACGCUCUGGGCCUUCCUGCAGUGGCGUCGGGGACUGUGGGCGCUGCAGCCACACGACUCUGCGCAGCUGCUUACGGGUCGCGCCUUCGGGGGCGCCACCGUGGGCCUAGCGCCAGUGGAGGGCAUGUGCCGCAUGGAGAGCUCUGGAGGCGUGAGCGCGGACCACUCGGAGCUCCCCAUUGGCGCUGCAGCCACCAUGGCCCACGAGAUAGGCCACAAUCUCGGCCUCAGCCACGAUCCCGACGGCUGCUGCGUGGAGGCCCUGGCCGAGCAGGGCGGCUGUAUCAUGGCAGCAGCCAUGGGACGCCCCUUUCCGCGCGUGUUCAGCGCCUGCAGCCGCCAGCAGCUACGCGCUUUCUUCCGGAAGGGAGGUGGUGCGUGCCUCUCCAAUGCCCCGGAUCCCUGGGUCCUGCUGCCACGGGCUCGCUGCGGGAACGGCAUCGUGGAGGCCGGCGAGGAGUGCGACUGCGGCGUCCUCCAGGAGUGCCGGGACUCAUGCUGCCUUGCCCACAACUGCUCGCUGCGCGCUGGGGCCCAGUGCACCCAUGGGGACUGCUGCGCGCGCUGCCUGCUGAAGCAGGCUGGCACGCUGUGCCGCCGGGCCACGGGCGACUGUGACCUCCCCGAGUUCUGCACGGGAUCCUCCCCCCACUGUCCGCCAGACGUUUACGUACUGGACGGCUCGCCUUGCGCCAGGGGCCGCGGCUACUGCCAGGAUGGCGCAUGCCCCACGCUUGAGCAGCAGUGCCAGCAACUCUGGGGGCCUGGCUCUCGCCCAGCCCCAGAGGCCUGUUUCCAGGUGGUGAACUCUGCAGGAGAUGCCCACGGGAACUGUGGCCAAGACAGACAGGGCCACUUUGUGCCUUGUCCACAGAGGGAUGCCCAGUGUGGGAAGCUGCAGUGCCAGGGUGGGGAGCUGAGGCCCCGAGUGCCACACACAGAGCCUGUGGACUCCACUAUCAGCUUGGAUGGCCGUGAGAUGACCUGCAGGGCAGCUUUUGCUCUCCCUGGGAUCCAGCUAGACCUGCCUGAUUUGGGCCUGGUAGAGACAGGCACUCAGUGUGGACCCAGAAUGGUGUGCCGAGACAGGCGCUGCCAGAAUGCCACCUUCCAGGAGCUGGAGCAUUGCCUGGCAACAUGCCAUGCCCAUGGGGUUUGCAAUAGCAACUACAACUGUCACUGUGCUCCAGGCUGGGCACCACCCUCCUGCGAUGAGCCAGGGUUGGGAGGCAGCAUAGACAGCGGCCCGCUGCGGCCUGAAAGCCACGAUGCCUUCCUGCUGGCCAUGAUCCUCAGCUUCCUGCUGCCUCUGUUCCUGGGGGCUGGCCUGGCCUGGUGCUGCUUCCGGUGUCCGAGGUCCUGUCUCCAGCAGUACCUCUGGGACUCGAGGAGGGGUCCUGCUCGCAGUGGGCCCAUACCUAACCCAGGCAGGGACCACCCAGUGAGCAGCAUUUACCCCAUGGAGCUAGGCCCGACAGCCACUGGAAUGUCCCAGCCCCUUGAGCCCAACAGCCACCCUGAGAAGCUGGGCCUCAAGCCCUGCCUGCACCUUCAUGUCUGA
Molecule: messenger RNA, 2382 nt
Organism: Orycteropus afer afer
Lineage: Eukaryota; Metazoa; Chordata; Mammalia; Tubulidentata; Orycteropodidae
Gene: ADAM33
Product: ADAM metallopeptidase domain 33
Exons: 22
Coding region: 1-2382 (793 amino acids)
Biological process (GO): proteolysis
Molecular function (GO): metalloendopeptidase activity
Source: RefSeq, a predicted model, not a curated record